CCGCACUUUUCUAAGCGAAGCUGUUAAACAAUCCCGCCAACGGUACUUGGCUCCUUCUGCAAUGCUACCUAAAUCAACCGCCUAGGCCACCCACACAACAGAUAAGCUUCACUGGCAAUAUCGUCUAAAACUUCGUCCAUAUAUUCGCGCCGUUUAAUUCGCCAACACCCUUUAAACAUCCACACACUCGCUCAUCUCCCAUCUUUGGAUAGCCUCUUAUACGAACCACACCAGGCCAUUGAAUCGCUCUCCUUGUAUCUCCACCGGAGCCUUGCACGCAAAGCAAUUCCCCAUCAGAGAAGAGAGAGAAAAAAAAAUCUCAUUGCAAACCACACUCGCCAUGUCUCAAGCCUCUAGAGUUGCCCUCGCCACAACGUGCACCUUUACCUGUGGAAUGAUUGCAUGGGUCCACUUCAGACAAAGACAGGAGAAAGAUGUUAUGCAUCAGGGCGUUGUCCGCGACAUGGAGCGACAGCGAAUCAAGAGAGAGCGCGAAUUGGACUUUGAUAUGCAGCGUCAAUUGGAGGCAGAGUACAAGCGCGAACAGAACGUUCACAACUCACUAGAGCCUCUGAGCAGCAACUCCGCCCCGCCGAAGUAGCGCCAGCUUUUUUUCUCCAAACAGUUAUUCAUGCCAUGUAUCACGAUAAGCGAGCUUUAGAGAUUCAUGUUCGUUUUACUUUUUGUUUCUUUAUUGUAUUAUUCUUAUCUACAUGUACAAAUCAUACUCUCCGCUCAGCAUCCAUGUCGCUGGCGUAGCAAUGGGAGUGAGGCUCCCCA
Messenger RNA from Trichoderma asperellum CBS 433.97, 780 nucleotides. RefSeq lists its product as uncharacterized. The record is from RefSeq and is a predicted model, not a curated record. Lineage: Eukaryota; Fungi; Ascomycota; Sordariomycetes; Hypocreales; Hypocreaceae. Gene Ontology annotation, cellular component: mitochondrion. Gene Ontology annotation, biological process: mitochondrial respiratory chain complex IV assembly.